Messenger RNA from Ilex paraguariensis (yerba mate), 2697 nucleotides. The record is from the annotation of a GenBank genome assembly. NCBI's taxonomy places the organism in Eukaryota, Viridiplantae, Streptophyta, Magnoliopsida, Aquifoliales, Aquifoliaceae.
CUUCAUCGUCCCUCCCUACCUGGAUAGAUACACAAACUCUGCACAGUCACAAAACUAAACCCUAACUGAACAACCCCCAAUCUCUCUCUCUCUCUCUCUCUUUGUGUCUAAAUAUAUAUCUCUACAUAUUGAGUGAGUAGCGAAGAAUAUGGCUGCUAUGUGGAGCAAGCUGAAGAAAUCGUUAGGCCUGAAACUAUUUUCUCAACCGCCCCAAACCUCCGAAUCACCGGUCAUGCCUCAACGCCCUUCAGAUCUUUCAGCCGGCGAAAUUUCUGAAUCCAGUUCUCAAUCGAUGCCCUCUCGCUCCUCUUCUGCCCUCUCUCGCUUCUCCAGAAGCUUCAGCACCAAAUCUUCAAAGAAAACGUGUGCCAUUUGCUUGGGAAAUUUAAAGACGGGGCAGGGCCAAGCCAUCUUCACAGCCGAGUGCUCCCACUCCUUUCACUUCAGCUGCAUAGCUGACAGCGUUAGGCAUGGGAAUCGUGUUUGCCCUAACUGCCGCUCCAAAUGGAAAGAUAUCCCCUUCCAGUUUCCCACCAGUAAUGGUGGUCCUCAACAUAAUGGCACAGGCAGAGCCCGCGUGUCUCCUUAUCGCGGCCCUCCGGAACAUCAUCAGGCCAAUGUUCCUCGUAACUUGCCAGCAUCAUCGCCACCCUGCCCAGAGCCUCUCCACUUCUCAGAUGAUGAGCCUCUCCCUACCAUCACUACUGAUCCCAGCUCGCCCACCUCUGGUGCUCACUCCCAUGCCGUAAAAGUCAUGGCAUUUCCCGAGGCUCCUGCGAUUGCAGCUUCAGAAUCUGUUUCAACUUUUGCUGUUCUUGUGGGUGUGCGGGCACCACCUUUGUUAGAUGAUGUGCGCCACCUUGAGCGCGCUCCCAUUGACCUUGUCACUGUGCUGGAUGUUAGUGGCAGCAUGUCUGGUUCAAAGCUUGCACUCCUUAAGUGUGCUGUUCGAUUUGUCAUUCAAAACUUGGGCCCAUCUGAUCGGCUUUCUAUUGUCACCUUCUCAUCGGGUGCUCGAAGAAUCUUCCCUCUUCGCAGGAUGUCUGAUAGUGGUCGUGAAGAUGCUACCCGUGCCAUCAAUUCUCUUUCGUCAUAUGGUGGAACCAACAUUGUGGAAGGUCUCAAGAAAGGGGUCCGGGUUCUUGAAGAACGUCAUGAACAGAACCCAGUUCAAAGCAUCAUCCUCCUUUCUGAUGGGAGAGACACAUACAACUACAAUAGUAAUAACCAUCACAACAGUUCACAGAAUCAGAGUUCCUCAAAUCCAAGGCGGGUUCUGGAAUAUCUAAACCUGUUGCCAAUUUCCAUCUGCUCUUGGAAUGAAGAAGCUCGAGAUGAGGCACGUCUGCCAACUAUCCCGGUCCACGCAUUUGGGUUUGGCUCAGACCAUGAUUCUACCGCCAUGCAUGCAAUAUCUGAUGCAUCAGGAGGUACUUUUUCAUUCAUCGAGUCUGUCGGCAUUCUGCAAGAUGCCUUUGCCCGUUGCAUUGGUGGUCUUCUCAGCGUGGUAGCUCAAGAGCUUCGACUGACUGUGAGAUCUAUAUCAUCUGAUGUGUGUAUUGGUUCCAUACCCUCUGGAAAAUAUGUAAGUGAGAUUUCGGAAGAUGGACAGCAAGGUGUAAUAAAUGUUGGAGACCUGUAUGCGGAUGAGGAGAAAGAAUUUCUUGUCUACUUGUCAAUUGCCAGAUGUCUAUCUGCUGUGGAUGAGGGAAGGGUGGAAAAGACAUUGUUGUUGGAUCUCUUGUGUUCUUACAAAGAUACCGUCUCAAAGGAGAUGGUGCAGGUAGACGGCAGGAGAGUUGAGAUACGUCGACCUAAGGUUCUGUCUCCUGCAGAUGUUGUAGUGAGCUUGGAGGUUGAUCGGCAGAGGAAUCGCCUAUUGGUGGCAGAAGGUAUCUCAGAGGCACAAGAGAUGGCAGAGAUGGGAAAUCUGGUAGGUGCACAGGCUGUGCUGGCAAACAGGAGAUCAACUCUGCUCUCCUCAGCAUCUGCCCAAGCAGGUGAUGGUCUCUGCAACUGGCUUGAAGCCGAGCUGAUAGAAAUUAGGGAGAGAAUGGCAAACAUGGAGCUCUAUGAACACACAGGGCGAGCUUAUGUACUCUCGGGGUUAAGCUCGCACUCUUGGCAGAGGGCCACAACUAGGGGAGACAUGACGACUCAGAUAGUUGGGCUGAGUGGAGGUGGGAACUCUGGUUUCACUGGCUAUGAUACACCUAGUAUGGUCACCAUGGUUUCAAAGUCGCAGAAUCUCAGCUUGACUAAUCCCGCUGUACAAGUUCGACAACUUAGUAAGUCUUGCAGCUUGCCUCCAAGUCAUGAAUAAGGUGUCCCUAAUUCAUCAUUUGUUCCCAGUAAAUAAAUUUUUGCCUAUGUGGUAAUAAAGGGUUAGCAUGAUGUAGUAAGUGGGCAACUCUCCACGAUCUAGGGCUCUAAUUUUUAGUACCAUGCUGUUUCUCAUCAUUUAGUGUCUUUGGAUCCUCGAGUUGAUUCUUUUUAGUUCCGAUUGUAUUGGGUGGAAUUUUUAUUAGAAACCUGGUAUUGUAUUAGUUGUUUAGUCUUGAUUUUGGUUAGCAGAAUAUUAUUGAGUAUAUAAUAAGGCAAUCACUGAUUUAUGCUUUGAUGAUUCCUUGUUGCAAAGUUACAUGCGGAUAUAUAACAGGGGCGUGGCUGUCUAGUGUUGUAUCAAAUGACUCGGUU